AAUUCUCUCCUUAGAAUUCCUCCUCUUAGGAAGCCUUCUUAGAAAGAGAAUUCCUUGCUUCUACUACUACUACUAUCUUGUUCACCUUUGUUCACUACAAACCUUGUGAUACUACAAACCUUGUAAUCCUACAAACCUUGUAACUAGGACUAGUUCAAGCUUUGUAAUUGUUAACCUGUAACUGUUGAGAUCUUGUAUUCACUACUACUACUGUUUAAACUUUAAAGUGGUCACGACUUUAGAAAAAUUGCAAGAAAAAUAGAUUUUAAAUAAAAAAUUUUAAUACAUAUAUAUUAUUUUAUUAAUAUUUAAUUAUAAAAAGGCCCAUUUAAAAUUUUGCCUAAGGCCCCAAAAUUGUUGACCCGGCCUGCUAAUAUCACACACAAUGAAGCUUUGUAAGUUACCAAUGGCUUCCUUAACCUGUGAAAUAGCUUCUUCUUCUUCAUUGCCCAAAUGGGAGUAUGAUGUUUUCCUCAGUUUCAGAGGUGAGGACACUCGUAAUAACUUCAUAGACCAUCUAUAUGCAGCCUUGGAUCAAAAAGGAAUUAGAACCUUUAGAGAUGAUGAAAGGCUUGAGAGAGGAAAACUCAUUUCCACAGAGCUCUUGAAUGCUAUAGAAAAGUCAAGGUUCGCAAUCAUUGUUCUAUCAAGAAACUAUGCAUCUUCGUCUUGGUGCUUGGAUGAACUCGUAAAGAUGGUUGAGUGCAAGGAAGAGACUAGGCUAACAGUUUUGCCUGUUUUUUAUGGUGUGGAUCCCUCUGAUGUACGAAAACAAACAGGCAGUUUUGCAGAGGCCUUUGCUAAACAUGAAGAUCUUAUCAAGAACGAAGAGAAGUUGCAAUCGUGGAGAGCUGCUUUGACUCAAGUUGCCAAUCUCUCUGGAUGGGAUGCACGGAAUAAGCAAGAGUCAACAAUUAUCAAAGAGAUCGUCAGAGAAAUACUUGGUGACUUGAAUUCUUCCUACUCAUAUGUACAGAAGGAUCUAGUUGGAAUAAAAUCUCGUGUUGAGGAAAUGGAGGAUUUAUGUUCAAGUAUGGGGUUGAAUGAUGUUUGCUUCAUAGGGAUUUGGGGAAUGGGUGGAGUUGGUAAAACAACUCUAGCACGAGUCCUUUAUGACAAAAUUCAUUCUCAUUUUGAUGGCAGCAGCUUUCUUGCAAAUGUUAGAGAAAAAAGUGGAAACGGGGGAUUAGUUACUUUACAAAAACAACUUCUUUCUGAUGUCUUGUUUGAAAGCAAUAUUGAUAUUUUGGAUGCUCAACAGGGAAUCAAUGUGAUAAUGAGUAAAUUAUGUUGUAAAAGGGUUCUUGUAAUUCUUGAUGAUGUGGAUCAACUUAUACAGUUAGAAGCAUUAGUAGGCAGGCGGAGUUGGUUUGGUCAAGGGAGUGUGAUCAUUAUGACUACUAGAGAUCAACAUCUAUUACUCAGACAUGAAGUUACUGAAGAGGAAAUAUACAAGGCUACAUUAUUAAAUGAUGAUGAAGCUCUAAAACUUUUUAGUCUAAAAGCUUUCAAGCAAGACUAUCCUUCAAAAGGUUAUGAGUUGCCAUCUCAAAAGGUUAUAUAUUAUGCUCGAGGCCUUCCUUUAGCUCUCGAAAUUUUAGGUUCCUUCCUGUUUCAUAGAAAUCUAGAUGCAUGGGAAAGUCUCUUAGGUAGACUACGAGAAUGUCCUGAAAGUAAAAUUUUAGAUGUGCUCCAAAUAAGUUUUGAUGGUCUAAGGAGAACAGAGAAAAACAUAUUUUUAGAUAUUGCUUGUUUCUUCAAAGGAAUGACUAAAGAUCAUGUAGCAAACAUGCUACGAACUCCCCAUUAUAAGCCAAACAUUGAUAUAGAUGUUCUUGUGGAAAAAUCUCUUAUAACCAUCUCUGAUGGAAAGUUGUGGAUGCAUGAUUUACUACAAGAAUUGGGUAAGGAAAUUGUUCGUUGUGAAUCUCCUAAUGAGCCUGGUGGACGUAGUAGGUUGUGGUUGAAGGAGGAUAUCCUUCAUUUACUAAUAGAUAGUGCAGGAACAGAAAAGGUUGAAGGCAUCUUCCUUAACUCAUCUCCAAAUAAAGAGGAUAAUGUUAAAGUCAAUUUUGAAGCCUUCUCAAAGAUGAGAAACCUAAGAUUGCUUAAAAUUGAUAAUGUGCACCUUCCUCAAGGCCUCGGUUUUCUUUCAAGUGAGUUACGUCUUAUGAAUUGGCUUGGAUAUCCUUUAAAAUCCAUGCCAAGAAAGUUCAAUCCUGACAAACUUGUUGAACUAAUUAUGCCUCAUAGCCAUAUCAAACAACUAUGGGAGGGAAACUGGAGUUUAGAGUGGCUAAGAAUCAUUGACCUCAGUGAUUCUAGGGAGUUGAUCAUGACCCUGGAUUUUGCUAGAGUCCCAAAUCUUGAGAAGCUGAUUCUCAAAGGUUGCACAAAAUUAUCUAAGAUUCAUGCAUCCCUUGGAGAUCUCAAACAUCUUAUUUUAUUGGAUUUGAAUGGCUGCAAAUGUCUUAAAAGCCUUCCGUGCAAGAUUAACUUGGAAUCUCUUGAAAUUUUUAUUCUUUCAAGUUGUUCAAAGCUGAAGAAGUUUCCAGAAAUUGUGGGAAAUAUGUCACAUUUGCUAGAACUUUAUUUGGAUGGGACUACUAUAGAAGAUCUACCAUUAUCAAUGGAGCAAUUAACUAGGCUUAUCAAAUUGGAUCUAACAAAUUGCAAAAAGCUUUCAAGUCUUCCGAGAGUUAUUUUUAAUUUGGCAUCUCUAAAUACUCUCACUCUAUCUGGUUGCUCAAAACUUCACAAAAUGCAAGAGAAUUGGGGGAAUCUUAAAGGCCUAAAGGAACUAGACAUGAGUGGUACUGGUAUAAGAGAUCUACCAUUAUCAAUGGAGCAGUUAACUGGGCUUAUCAAAUUGGAUCUAACAAACUGCAAAAAUCUUUCAAGUCUUCCUGGAGCCAUUUGUAGUUUGACAUCACUAAAAACUCUCACUCUAUCCGGUUGCUUAAAACUUGACAAUAUGCCAAUGAAUUUGGGGAAUCUAGAAGGCCUAGAGGAACUAGAUGUAAGUGGAACUGCUAUAAGAGAGCCACCUUCCUCCAUCUUUUGCUUAAAAAAUCUCAAAAUACUGUCUUUCCAAGGAUGUAAUGGGCUGUCAUCUAAAUCAUGGUCAUGGAAGAAGCUACUUAAUUUUCUGUUAAUGACAAAAACUCCAGAUCUCAUGGGCUUGGUAUUGCCUUCUGUAUCAGGUUUGUGUUCAUUAACUAGAUUGAAUAUGAGGAACUGCAAUCUUCAAGCAAUCCCUAGUGAUAUUGUCUGUUUGUCCUCAUUACAACAAUUAGAUCUAAGUGGAAAUAAUUUUGUUUUCAUUCCUGAAAGCAUUAAUCAACUAUCUAAGUUGAGAGUAUUUUGCGUGGAGAAUUGCAAGAGUCUUCAAUUGUUGCCGGCACUUGGAUCAAGUGCUGACACGGUAAGUGUUCAUGCAAAUGGAUGUACCUCACUGGAAUCUUUACUACCAUUUAAAAUAAAAGAUAAUUCACAAAAUUAUUUCCAUCUUCUCAAUUGUUUCCAAUUGGCUGACAAUCAAGGCCGCUGUGACUUGUUCACUACAAUGCUAAGAGAAUAUUAUCAGGAAUCAACUAUAACAGAAAGAUUUGAUGUUGUUAUUCCUGGAAGUGAAGUUCCGAACUGGUUUAGGCAUCAAAGUGUGGGGGCUUCAAUAAAUUUGGAACUGCCUUCAUAUUUAUUUAAACAAUUUAGAGGAAUUGCUCUCUGCGCUGUUUUUCGACCCCCCCAGCAUCGUCCACCUAACCAUCGUAGUUAUAAGCUUGUCCUUACGUGUUCCUUUAAAGCCAAUGGAAAUUACUUCACUGAUCGUCCAUUCAUAACAUUUUCGAAAGAGUUUGAAACAGUUGAAUCGGAUCAUCGUUGGUUCAUGUAUUUGCUUCCUAAUUCUUUCCAAAAAGAAUUCCUUCAAAUUGCUGAUGGAUCCAGUUGUCAACUUGAGAUUGAAUUCAAACCUACUUAUUUCGCAUUCCCCUUCCAAAAAGAAUUUCAUCAAAUUGCUGAUGGAUCCAGCUGUCGAAUUGCUGAGAUUGAAUUCAAAAACAGCAUAGAGAUAAAGAAAUGUGGGGCCCAUAUGGUAUACGAGGAAGAAAUGGAAGAUCUGAAACAAAGCAGGGGUCAGAGUGAGCGCAGCAGCAGCAUCAUUCCUUAUAAUGAGGGUAUAGACGUUGAUCAUUUUGAAGAGGAUAUCAAAAUUAAGCGUAGUCGUGAUGAUGAGAAUGGAGCUAGUGGAGAAGGUAGCUCUACUCACAUACCACACCCUGAGACUAAGAGAGUACGACCCUCUGAUGGUGAGUGAGGACUCUUAGUGACAGAAAUCAAAUGGUGGCUUUCAAGAAUCUAGACCCUCUUUAUUUGAAAUCUUUCAGUCUACCAGACUGUCUCCUCUACCACAUUAUCACAAGCAUUUUGUUAAGAAGGUGGGGGCCUCUAUAGACUCUCAUCCCAUCUGAGUCCUCCAAAGUCCUGCUGUUGUCAUUGUCAACUUGAAUCAGGGCUCUGCUGUCAACACCAUAAAUUUCCAUCCAUUGCAACAAGCCUUGCUUCUUGGUGUGGAAUGCUGUCGCUGGUAAUAAGUUGUAUACUUUUGAAGGGCAUAAAGAACCAGCUUACUCCAUGUGCCCUCGUAAUAAGGAAAACCUUCAUUUAUGCAGUUGUUUUAUUUGCAAUUUUACUAGUUGACAGUUAGUUUUUUUUUUUUUUUUUUUUUUAACUUUUCAUGAGAGACAUCCAGGGCAUGUUUCUCAUGCCUCAGCCAAAGUUUUAGUCUCAGGCUAUUAUUCAUAAUUAAGCAACUUCACCUAAAUAUUCUGGUGCACUUAUUUUAUACCAAGGCUAUGCUUGCAGAGGGGGGGCAGGGGGCUCAUGCAUUAAUUAGUACAUUAAUAGGAGGCGAUAGAUUUCUUCAUUGCUUUUGUUUUGUCAAAAAAGCUUUCUUCUUUCCA
This is a messenger RNA of Quercus robur (English oak), 4964 nucleotides long. Its product is annotated as disease resistance protein RPV1-like. The transcript has 8 exons. The record is from RefSeq and is a predicted model, not a curated record. Gene Ontology annotation, molecular function: ADP binding; protein binding. Gene Ontology annotation, biological process: defense response; signal transduction. Lineage: Eukaryota; Viridiplantae; Streptophyta; Magnoliopsida; Fagales; Fagaceae. The coding region runs from base 386 to 4318 and encodes 1310 amino acids.